This is a messenger RNA of Drosophila kikkawai, 482 nucleotides long. The record is from RefSeq and is a predicted model, not a curated record. Lineage: Eukaryota; Metazoa; Arthropoda; Insecta; Diptera; Drosophilidae.
GCAACUAAGUUGGAAUGAUGAGUUAUCAAAAAGGCCUCAAGGAUCCAAAUUUGGACAGACACACCAGUAAAGCUAAAUCUCGUCACUUUACGGUGAACGGGCUCAGUGCCAAUAACACGCUUCAGCAGCAGCAGCAGCAGCACCAGCAACAGCAGCAGCAAUUUAACCUGCAGCCAUCGUCGAAUGACAGUCGCAAUAUCUACAACAACCCCUACAUUCCACCUCAGCAGCAGCCACUGCAGCAGACGCAGACGCAGCAGCAGCGAACUGCGCACCUUUUCAAGGCCUUGGCUGCCUCUGCUGCCGGAAGCAACAGUCUCACCCAUCCCUACGACUUCUCCAACUCGUCGUCCUCCUCCAACGCCAAUAAUGACCACCAGGGAUCAUCGUCUUCGGAAGCGGAGAACGCCUUUCUAACUCAUAAUAACGAGAUGGGCCGUAGGUCGAGCAGACGCCGCCAGUUAUGCAAUAAAAAUCAUUAA